CAGUGAUGACGGUAUAAAUAGAAUCGUCGAUUAGUCCAUAACAACGGAAAAUGGAAAUUUCUCCACGAGUACGUUUCACGAUUAUGCCGAACGAAAACCACAACGUUUGGUAAUGAAAAUCAACCGAACGGUGUGACGUAGUAUCGUAGUGUUGUUAUCUCUGUCCAAUCACAGAAUUGCUAUCCACAAUUUUACUAUAUAAACGAAAAUUUCAGGAAAAUUAUACAUCAGUCUCAUCUAGUAUCGAAUCUGAACCAUACCAAGCACUAUAAAAAUCAUGAGCGGACGCGGCAAAGCAGGAAAAUCGAAGGGAGGCAAAUCCAAGACCAGGUCGUCCCGCGCCGGACUCCAGUUCCCGGUCGGUCGUAUCCAUCGUCUGUUGAGAAAAGGAAACUACGCCGAACGUGUCGGAGCCGGAGCACCGGUAUACCUGGCCGCCGUCAUGGAGUACUUGGCAGCUGAAGUUUUGGAGUUGGCCGGUAACGCGGCCCGUGACAACAAGAAGUCUCGUAUCAUCCCCAGACAUUUGCAAUUGGCCAUCAGGAACGACGAGGAGUUGAACAAAUUGUUGUCCGGAGUGACCAUCGCUCAAGGUGGUGUGUUGCCCAACAUCCAAGCCGUGCUCUUGCCCAAGAAGACCGAGAAGAAGGCUUAACUUUCGAUACCCCUUACCCAACAAACACAGUUAAUAAAACGGCCCUUUUCAGGGCCACCAAAAU
Messenger RNA from Metopolophium dirhodum (rose-grain aphid), 719 nucleotides. RefSeq names its product histone H2A-like. The transcript has a single exon. Gene Ontology annotation, molecular function: DNA binding; protein heterodimerization activity; structural constituent of chromatin. The record is from RefSeq and is a predicted model, not a curated record. The coding region runs from base 278 to 655 and encodes 125 amino acids. Gene Ontology annotation, cellular component: nucleosome. Lineage: Eukaryota; Metazoa; Arthropoda; Insecta; Hemiptera; Aphididae.